Molecule: messenger RNA, 297 nt
Organism: Dracunculus medinensis (Guinea worm)
Lineage: Eukaryota; Metazoa; Nematoda; Chromadorea; Rhabditida; Dracunculidae
Source: the annotation of a GenBank genome assembly
AUGUGGUUAGAAAAAAAGGGAGAGGGAGGCAAAGGCGAGGAAGGACGAUGCGUAACAAGUGGGACGUGGGGAUCCGAGGAAAUUACCGCGGUUGCAGAAUGCAACGGAAUUCGCCGCAUUAAAGGAUUGCAAAUCGAAGAUAAUGCAUUGGGCAGUGACGCUAGAGAGGGGGCUAAAACUGCCCGAAGUCUCGCAAAGAAGUGCUUCAAGAGAGUGGCGGUGUCAGAUAGCAAUGGUGGCAGAGUUUUACGGUCUUUAGAAGAAGUCUUAAGAAGUGUUAACGUGUUAUUUUCAUAG